This is a messenger RNA of Polyodon spathula (Mississippi paddlefish), 3559 nucleotides long. It is a transcript of the gene cfap91, whose product is annotated as cilia and flagella associated protein 91. The transcript has 18 exons. The record is from RefSeq and is a predicted model, not a curated record. The coding region runs from base 158 to 2419 and encodes 753 amino acids. NCBI's taxonomy places the organism in Eukaryota, Metazoa, Chordata, Actinopteri, Acipenseriformes, Polyodontidae.
CUUAAACAAAGAUGGAGCCUGAGUGAGAGGGGAAGCUCAUCAGAGUACCACAGAUUGCAACUCAAAGCAGGCGCAUAACCCAGAGGUGGAAGAACUAUCUUACGGUUUAUUUAUAAUGUGUAUAUUUUUAAACUGAAGCCACAUUUAUUCUACGAAAAUGAGUGUGACAGCGACUCAGACAGUUCGCCAUGGGGCAGAGAAAGGAAGUCUUGGAUACAGACCACAUCGAGUGCAUGAUUAUUUGUAUGAUCAUGUAUACACUGUUUCAAGUGAGAAGGAUCAUGCCAGAGCCAGCUUCAGGGCCCAUGCAUCUUUAGAUCGUGUGAAAAAAGUUCCGGAGUACAAAGCAAUGUUCAGUAACCUGCCUCAUCAUCCUCGAUACACGCUGAGGCUAGAGGCUACAGACCCUGUACCAGCUUUUAUAGACCGUCGUUGGAGGGGCAGAACAGAACAGCGAAGACAAGCCCUUCAGCAAAUAGCAGCCUAUAACCCAGCUAUCAAAAUCCAAGAUAGCGUGUGUGACCAAUCUGAUGUUUCAGGGAAAAAUUUCUAUAAAUAUUUUAAGCGCCCUUCGAUUCCAUUCUCCCAACAUAUCCCACCAGAAGUUGUUCUUGCCAUACCCAAAGCAGAUCCCUUUGCACCUCCUAACGGCAGGAGACCUGCAACCCCACUAGUGCGCACAGUAGCUGUACAAACAGAUUACAGAGAAAGCGAGGCCCAGACUGAUCCCUGCACCCUAGAGUAUGUAAUAAGGCCUGGUUCAGCUCCGGAGCUCCUGACGCUUGCUACCUUAACAUGGGGUCAUGGUCUACCAUCUGGUGUGGCAGAAGUGGAGAUGAUAGAGCGGGCAAGAGUGAAGCGUGCCUGGGAAGCAACCCUACCACCGUUAAAUGAUCUUUCACAACUAGACAAAAGGAGAAGAAUGAUGGAUGAGAUGGAAAGACAGGAGUGGGCAAUUCGAGAAGCAGAGAUAGAGAGGUUGCAGGAGGCCCGUCUGGAGGUGCUGAAGAAACUCCUGAAGCAGCGUGAAGAUAAGCAACAGGAAGCAAACACGAAACGUCUCGACAACCUGUGGUCCAAACACCAGCAUAAGAAGGAGGAGAAAAUCAGGAGAAUUCGUAAUAAUCACAUCAAGGCUAUAAGGAAACUUACUGCAAAGAUGAAGAAUGUUGAGGGGAAACUGGAGCAGCGGGACUUCAUUAAGGAGUAUGCGGAUUAUGGUUCACAAACAUAUGCCCCUCUACCUCGGAUUGGUUUUUUUCCAGAUCGUAACUCUGAGCGAUAUGUUGUGAAAAGCCGAUUCCUUAGUACUUUUGAAGGCUUGAUGGAACUGGAAGCAUCCCUUCCGGAUUUUGUGACGCAGCCACGGAUAAAAGCACCAAAACCCAAAGCUAACACUGGGUUCAUCAAGCGAGCUGCACGUCGAGAACUGGAGUUGUCAGAGAUUCAUCAGGCUCUAAAAGAUGAGAAGACAAAAAGUGAAGAGAAGAAGCCAUUGCGGUUCCUGCAGAAGAUAGAAAAGCCAAUUCCACGUCCCACAACUCCUACUGUUCAAGCACCACCUCAGGAAGAGGAGGAGAAAGAACUUGCAGUAAUUUACCUGCAGAAACUCUUAAGAGGACGAGCCAUUCAAAAUAUGAUGUUUGAAGGCAAAGAGAAGCGUUUGGAGUUGAUUCAGGAGCUCCGGACUACACAUGCUCUACAGGAGGAUAAACAACUGUUAAAGAAAGCUGAGAAACAGAUCACACUGGCAUUACAGCGCCAAAGAGACAUGCACCAGCACAAGUUAUCGGUCAUUGAAAGCCACCAGUCAAAUUUAGAAGGGGGCAUUCUGGCAGACAUGUUUGACUUCCUCUCCAAAGAGCUGGUUCGACUGCAGGAAGAGCGACGUAUUCAUGCAUUUGCCAUGCUAGCAGAGAGAGACAGACGAAUCCGGGAGGCUGAGGAGAGCGGCCGUCGCCAAGUAGAGGAGAGGCGCAGACGUGAAGAGGAUGAGAUUUUCAGACAGGUUGUCCAGGUGCACCAGGAAAGUGUUGAAUCAUAUCUGGAAGAUAUCAUUCUGGAUACAAUUGAGAAGACAGCAGAUGAACAAGCCAGGGAUGAGAUUCACAGAGUGGCUGAGGAGGUCAAUCAUAUUGCUUACGAAAUGGAGAAAACCCGGACACAUCUUCAGUCUAAAGAAAUUGUUGCAGAGCUGGUAUACAGUUUCCUCAUCCCUGAAGUACAGAAAAUUACUGUCAGAGAUAGAGUGCGGCAGUCCCAGCGUAAGCACCUGCUUGCAGCCCACAGAAUAGUCCAUGCUACGACUGAGACCAGCCAGGGGGUUACUGAGAGGCUGGACUCCCCUGCUACUAGUGCUGCAAGAAAAGUGCUAGAGGAAAUGUUAACACAGACUGAGACUGACAGUGAGCCUUCAUGAAAUUGAAGAUGCAUGCUGCAUGUUGGAAAAGUCAGUAACCAGGUUUACAGAUGGCACCCCUUCCCGACACACUAAAAUAUUAUCAACGCGUACAACCAACUGGUGGAAAAAGCAUUGUCAGAGAUCUAAUCUCUAAUGUUAUUUCAUGUUCACUAUUUAUGUUAAUUGGGUCACCGAACAUGUGAUAAAAGUGCCUAAGUUAAAAAAUCUGUUUAUUGUUAAAAUCAUUUCAACCAUAGCUGGCUCUGCUGCAAUUUUACAUUGUAUGUCCUGUUUUUUGUUAGUGGAUCCAAAUAUCACUGUUAAGUAUGUUGAUAUCAAGCCAUAGCCUAGAGUUCACAAUGAAUUUUAAGUUAGUUCAUUCCUUAUGCUUUAAAAACCACAGUGAAUCUGCUUAUCUUCAGUGAGUUAGCCCAUUUAGAGCCUUAAAACCACCUCUUCUGGAGAUAAUCCAUGUCAUGCUGGGAGUUGCUGACCACACCAACAUGAUCGCAGCUCUUGUCGGAUAUUCUGCACCUGCCUAUUCAGCCCUGUGAUGGAACUUAGAGUGGGCAGAAAAUCACGAUAUUACAUUGAUUAAUUAAAAAAAUGUAAAGACUAUGUUAUUGCACCUAUAUUUCUUUCAUUGAGUUUUAUUAUUUUAGGCUUCAAACUCACUAUUUCUUUACACUGUAAUUGCAGGAAGGAUUGUCUUAAAAGUGUUACAGAACCCCAUGUAUUGAUUACAAGAAACACGUUACAGUACUGUACCUUUGCUGUAUCCUGUUUUGUCCGUAUCCCAGCAAUUAUCUUUUCAGUAUAUUCCAGAGUCUUGAUAUUUUUUUAUUCACACAUCAUACGUAAACAAACUAGGGAAUUACUUUUUUUUUCUACUUUUACCCUGGAACAUUUUUUUAGGAGAAAUGUUUUUGUUUUUUUCCCCCUCAAGUGGUGUUAUCCAGUUUGUACUCCCUGCUGCAACAUUGUUGGUGCUCUGGUUGAAAUGAGUGUCGUUUCGUGGGAACAGAAAACCAGCAUUGUUGCAGGAGGGAGUGUGAUCUGGAUACACUACAGUCCUAAGUAAAUGUUAAGAAAUGUCUUGCCCCGUUGACCCAUGAUGUAUGAUUCAAAAUUUAAAAAGAGUUGGCAAUAUGUUUAAAA